This is a messenger RNA of Protomyces lactucae-debilis, 465 nucleotides long. RefSeq lists its product as uncharacterized. The transcript has a single exon. The record is from RefSeq and is a predicted model, not a curated record. NCBI's taxonomy places the organism in Eukaryota, Fungi, Ascomycota, Taphrinomycetes, Taphrinales, Protomycetaceae. The coding region runs from base 1 to 465 and encodes 154 amino acids.
AUGGCACCUGCGACACCAGCACCAAAUGAGGCCGCAGUGGGAGCGCUGCGAACAAUUCCUGUUGGGCCAGCAACCACGAUGGGAUUUGCACUGGAAGUGGCGGCAGCUUGUGACGCGAGCUUUGCGGCCUUUGCUCUUCGUUUUGAGAGCUUGUUCCUUUCGCGACGAUCGGCCUUGAAAGUCUCCUCUUCACUGCUGGUACGGCGAGCUCGGGGCAUUGAAAGAAUAGAGCCUGUGACUGACGAGGUUACUGGUAAUUGUUUUGUCGUGCAGCUCAACGAUGCAAGAGUCAAAGACAAGUCGUCGGCGAGAGUGAGAACGAAAUCGAGGGCGAAGGCCAAGUAUAUGGGAAGAUUCAUCGGGCAAGCUAGGCCUCAGCUGACCAAGGGGUCGAAAUGCAAAAUGCCCGUAUCUACCAGACCGGGCCAGUCGAGGAAUGGACUGACUGCGCAUUCAGCAAGAUGA